Messenger RNA from Plectropomus leopardus (leopard coralgrouper), 2057 nucleotides. Its product is annotated as putative pleckstrin homology domain-containing family N member 1. Gene Ontology annotation, biological process: lamellipodium assembly. Gene Ontology annotation, cellular component: lamellipodium; cytoplasm. The record is from RefSeq and is a predicted model, not a curated record. Gene Ontology annotation, molecular function: guanyl-nucleotide exchange factor activity. Lineage: Eukaryota; Metazoa; Chordata; Actinopteri; Perciformes; Serranidae.
UCAACAAAUGGUAAGCUUUGAAUGACAAUAGAGGCAGUUCUUGUUUGUCAUGCUGUUAUGUGUCAGUGGUUCCCGGUGUGAGUUCAGAGUGUUAAAAAAAACAAAAAAACUGAGGAAGCAGCUCAGUUCUCUGCAGACAGCCAACUGACAGGAAGGAAGGAGCAACUACUACACCGCGGCUCGACACAAACUUUUAUCUUCGAUUCCUCUUCAAAAGCUGCGACACCUUUCGUUCUCAUGGCUGGCUGUAUGGAAACGUACAUGCUGACAAAAAAAGGGGGUACUAGAGCUUAGCAGUACCCAACCCCCCUCCCUCCUCUUCUUCAGUGCACAAUAUCCUCUUUUGGAUGCAGCCAGCCCCCGUUUUUGUGUUAUCUCUUUGGUUUUAGCGUGGCACACACACACACACACACACACACACACACACACACACACACAGUGGGGAUGAUCGUCUGGGCAGAUGGUGCUCAGUAUGUGGAGUAGAAGCUGAGACGAGGCACAGAGGGACAGACUCCUCGUCCGUCAUGGGAUGCUGCAGUGUGACCCAGAGGCAUACUGGAGUGGACGAGGUGGGCCCUGAUGAGAUCGAGCUCCUGGAACUCUCUGGAGACAAUUUAGGGGUGUGGAGUCUGGCAGAGACCAGACUGCAGCUGUCAGUGAGGAACAGCCGAGAUGAGCAGGAGCCUCCACCACCACCACCACGCUACCCUUCAGUACGACACCUAGAGCAAGAGGUGGUGCUGUGGGGCAGGAGCAGAGAUGAGUUGCACCACAGGAUUUACUCCCACCAGCCAAUCAGGGAGUGGGAGGGACAACCUGCCCACAUGUAUGGAGAGAUCAUCCACUCCUCUUUGGUGUCUCUCUAUAACAGCUACACUCAGGAAACCAGUGAACACUUCUUAGUGUUGUUUUCUUUCCACCUGCUGAUUCUCUCCCUGGACCACUCUCGACAAGAAUUCAUUUAUGAGGGCAUCCUUCCUCUUUCUGGACUUUCCUCGCAAGCCGUCUCCCUGGACCCUGACACGUCACAUUCACCACACAUGUUUGAGAUCAGCGGUCCCAUGGUGGACUCUAAGGUCUUCAUAUGCGCCAGUGCUGCAGAGUUACAAAAAUGGAUGCAACACAUAGAAGACAGGAGAUACAAGUCAACGGCACAACCCAUGAGUCCCUCACACUGCGCUCUCUCCUAUCUUUUACCCUGUGAUGAACACUGGAAAAGAGAAGAACUAAAAAAGUACUUAUUUCAAGCUCCCAUAUGGGAGUGGGAGGGCGCACCGAUACAGCACAUGGGUCAGCCUGGAUACAUGUCUAUCGUCCAUAUCAUCAACACUCAGAGACAGGGACUCCAAGAAAGACUGAUGGUUCUCUUCCCUCAAGACGUCCUGCUACUGUCAGUUGACAACAAGCGUCUGAAUAUAACAUAUGAGGGCAGGUUACCCCGACACAGCAUCAAAGCAGUAGAGAGGUCAGCUCUGCCCGGACGGCUGGAGUUUGAGCUAAUAGGUGAGCUGGUGGAGCCCCUGCAGGUCUCUUGUACCUGUCUGGAGGAUUAUCGCAACUGGAUGUUUCAAUUACAACAGCCGGAUAGAAACAAUCUCGUGAGUCAUGCUGCACCUCCAGUCAUGCCAAAGCUGCGGAGGAGCAGGAAGGAGUCCCGGGAACCGAUGAUAACAGCCGACCAAUGUCACAUCAACGGACGCAGCUGACUCGUCUGAAUGUGGAAAAACUCGACUGCAAGUUUAAAUCUGAGAGAAUGUGUAGAUAGUAUGUACAUAUUACUUUAUGUCCAAUUGUGCCACAAAAUGGAGAUACAGCAGUUAGGAGGCUCUGGUAUUUUUUUGCCCUAUUUUUAUACAUUUGGGUGAUUUUGUCACUCAGAGGGACUGGAAAGAUACUUACAGUUUCCUUUCAUGUGGGGACAAACAGACACAGGGUCAUGACCCAGUUCAAGGCCAGAUCACAGCCGAGGACAUGUUAGGCGUAGAGACUGUAGAGCUGUAAAGGUUACUGAAGAAACUGUACAUAUUUAGCUUGAUGUCUGCUUGAUGUCCAUAAAA